AUGGAGCAAAACUACGCUGCUCUCGUGAAAGGACGGGACAAGCAGCAGCUGCAGCGGAUGCUGGAGAUGAAGGGGAUCAAAUCGCAAUCCUCCUCCCUCCAAGUCUUCGACGUCGUCGAGGAGACGCGCGCAGCCGGACAGGCCCUCACCGAGUCUAUGCGAGAGAAGCUUGACCAGUCCUCGCUCAAGGCCAACUUGGACUCUAUGGCAGGGAAGGUUGUUGGCCAUGUGAGCUCGACUAUGGUCAAGACGUUCACAUGA
Molecule: messenger RNA, 261 nt
Organism: Guillardia theta CCMP2712
Lineage: Eukaryota; Cryptophyceae; Pyrenomonadales; Geminigeraceae
Exons: 5
Coding region: 1-261 (86 amino acids)
Source: RefSeq, a predicted model, not a curated record